Ictidomys tridecemlineatus (thirteen-lined ground squirrel) is the source of this 3281-nucleotide messenger RNA. The record is from RefSeq and is a predicted model, not a curated record. Lineage: Eukaryota; Metazoa; Chordata; Mammalia; Rodentia; Sciuridae.
CUUGAGCCUGUUUCCUGGACUGAGCAGUGGAGCUGCACUGAUGGGGCAUCUGGCAGCCCCUCUGGGGACCUCAGAGGGCACAGCAGCAAAGAGCUGGUAGCAUUGGGUCUCCAGGUGCCCAGUGGGUCAAAGGGUGAGGCUGAGUGGUCAGAUGAUACAGGGUGAGCAGCAGGAGCAUUGUGAAGUCACAGAGGAAGUGGGAUGCUACAGCUGGGGCCUCAGGCUGCAGGAGGGAAGGUGUGGCCAGGCCGACUCAGGGCCCUCUGUCUGUGGAAGGGAGCCUCUAGGAUCAGCAGGGCAUCUCUGGUGCCCAAGGUGGACUGAUGAGUAGUUGGAUGCAGAGGCCUCCAUGGCUGUGAUAAGCCUGCUGUUCUUGGCAGUCAUGUAUAUUGUACACCACCCCCUGAUGGUCAGUGACCGCAUGGACCUGGACACACUUGCCAGGAGUCGGCAGAUGGAAAAGCGAAUGAGCGAGGAGAUGCGGCAGUUAGAGACAGAGUUUGAAGACAGAAAGCGAGCGGCCGAGCAGAAGCAGAGGGCAGAGAGCUUUUGGAGAGGAGAUACGCCCAGUGAUCAGUUAGUGCUGGGGAAGAAAACUGCGGGGUGGCCAUUCCAGGCCAACGGCCAGGAGGGUCCUUGGGGCUGGCUGCUGGGGAACCUGUGGAAUGCUGGCCUCUUUUGCCUUUUUCUCAUCUUUGAGUUCCUGCGACAGAACAUGCAGCAUGAACCAGCCUUUGAGUCCAGCAGCGAUGAGGAGGAGGAAGUGCGUGUUGUGCCUGUCACUUCUUACAACUGGCUCACCGACUUCCCCUCCCAGGAUACCCUGGAAUCCUUUUACAAACACUAUAUCCAAAAUGCUAUCCGGGACCUGCCAUCCACCUGCGAGUUCGUGGAGAGCUUUGUGGAUGAUCUCAUUGAGGCCUGUCGGGCACUCAGCCGCCGGGAGGCUCACCCACAGUUGGAGGACUGCCUGGGCAUUGGGGCUGCCUUCGAGAAGUGGGGAACCCUCCAUGAAACCCAGAAAUUUGAUAUCCUUGUGCCCAUCGUUCCCCCAGAGGGUACCAUGUUUGUGCUGGAGAUGAGGGAUCCGGCGCUUGGCCGUCGCUGUGGCUGUGUAUUGGUGGAGUCUGAAUGUGUGUGCAAGCGUGAGAAGCUCCUGGGGGACGUGCUGUGCCUUGUCCACCACCACAAGGAUCACUCAGUGGCCUUGGGAAAGUGUAGCAGUUCCAUUAAGGCAACUCUCUGCACUGGCAGGCACCUGGAUGUGUGCAAGACUGUGCAGUGGUUCCGGAACAUGGUGGGCAAUGCCUGGGCCCUGGUGGCCCAUAAGUAUGACUUUAAACUCAGUCUGCCACCGUCUACCACCUCCUGUAAGAUCAGGCUGGAUUACCGCUCAGGCCGCUUUCUGUCAAUCAGCUUGAUCUUGGGGGUGCAGCGGGAAGAUACCUUGGUCUACCUGGUGAGUCAAGCCUCCGAGCAGGAGCAGCUCACCAGUGUGGACUGGCCAGAGUCCUUUGCAGCCUGUGAGCACUUGUUCUUGAAGCUGGUAGGGCGCUUUGCCCCUGAGAACACCUGUCACCUCAAGUGCCUACAGAUUAUUUUGAGUCUCCAGGACCACCAGAGCUUGCCCCCUGGGGCAUCCCACCCCAUCCUAACCCCCUACCACUUCAAAACGGCACUUAUGCACCUGUUGCUGCGGCUGCCCCUGACAGACUGGCAGCAGAGCAUGCUUUCUCAGAGGCUGCAGGACCUCCUCUGGUUCCUGGGCCGUGGCCUCCAGCAAAGGUCCCUCAAUCAUUUCCUCAUUGGUAACAACUUCCUGCCCCUGACCAUCCCCAUCCCGAAAACGUUUCGGAACGCUGAGCCUGUCAAUCUCUUCCAGCACCUGGUGCUGAACCCCAUGGCGCACAAGCAGGCGGUGGAAGAGUUCCACAACCUUCUGACCCAGGUGAAAACGCUGCCCUGUGCCCCAUUGGCUGGGGCACCUUAAUGUAAAGGCUAUUAAAAAAAAAAAAACACAAAAAUGGAAGAAGGUAUUUCUAAUUCCUCAGGCUGCUAAAGAGUUUAUCUUUCCACAUAUAUCACUGGUGUAUACGUAGGUGACCUUCACCUUGCCAGUGGGGGCUGUGGAUAGAGUCCUGAGAUAGAUGCAGCCUGCAGGGUCUAAUCUAGGGGGGGGCUGAGGUCUUCUCCUGACUUAGCUUUCAUCAUGACCCAAAGAAGGGCCAGGGAACUGGAUGUUACAGGAGGAUCUUGUAGCUAAGGAGCUGAGAUCCUGUGAAGUUGUGUUUCUGUACCAACACUGGAAGCAAAGGAGAACCAGAGAAUACCUCCAUCCCAGCCUCCUCUUUUUGUGAAUGGUUCCCACACGUUCCUUGUGAACUGGGUCCCUGUUGAACUAGUAGCUGGAUUUCCCUCCCAGGGGACUCCACCUUAUCCCAAAUACUGUGAUGGCAGCUUCUCAUACUUUGCGAUCUGAUUUUUCAGACCUUUGCUGUGUUGAAAAUAUAAUCAAAAUGUUUUUUUCCAUUUUCUUAAUGAACCCUAUAUUCAUGACAUUAUAGUUUGUUUUGUGAACUGAGAGAAACUCCAGUACUGCCCAAAUCAUUUUAGCAUUGACUCACAAAUAUUCAGUCAAUGGUGACUUGUCCCAUAACUGAGAUAAUGUAUUUCCUAUAUUUUAUUAAAGCGCCAACAUUUUAUGACCUUUCCUGGGCCUGGAAGCAACAUUUUAAAACCGCUCCGGGACAUUCUAAAGGCUGAGGGCAAUCUUUCUGUAAUUAUCAAUUACUUGUUUCUGAGGAGAAGCCACUUGUGUGUUCUAUGCGAAGGUUUAGCUACCAUGUGUAGCUGGAAUUUUCUGGUCAUGCCUUUGUGUUUUCAUCAAAGAUGACAAAGGGAUUACUUGAAGUAUGUUUGUGGUUUUGAAAAGGGGGAUAUCACAAUCCAGGCCCACUGCCAGGGCUGGACAGGAAGGGACUGUGAAGCAGUUCAACUCCAACAGAAUCCUGAUUCUAAGAGAUAUGGUUGGUGUAUUUUCCCCUCCUUUCAAAACCUUGAGCACCCUGAGGAGGGGCAUUAAGAAGUAGUGGUGGGUGUGGUUGUUGUGGAAAGGUUAAGCUGUUCCUGCCCAGCACGGCCAGGGAAGAUCUGUUGGGAAGAGUUUCUGGCCCCACAUUCAACUUGGUCUUGGUGGGGGUGAGAUGCCAGCUUUUAGGACUUGUGUUAAGACCUCCACACUUUCUUCCACUCCAGGAAAAAUAAAUUAAAUAUCCCAGAAA